AGAGCAGUAAGAUAGCAGUGCAGAUAUUCUCCAACCACACGUGGCAAUGUGUUUCGUUGAUUCAUGGUUUUCUUUCUUAUUUCCUUUUUCCGUUGAAGAGGAACAAUCGCAAGAUGGUUAAGGUUAAGUGUACUGAUCUGAGGACAAAAGAUAAAAAUGAGCUGCUCAAGCAGGUGGUGGAGCUCAAAACUGAGUUGACAACCCUCCGUGUGGCGAAAGUUACUGGUGGUGCUGCAUCCAAACUUUCGAAAAUACGUGUAGUGAGGAAGGCGAUAGCUAGGGUAUAUAUUAUCAUGCACCAGAAACAGAAGGAAAACUUGCGUUUAUUGUACAAAAAUCACAAGUACAAGCCUUUGGAUUUGAGGCCAAAGAAAACCAGAGCUAUUAGGAGAGCUCUGACGCCUUACCAAGCCAAUAGAAAGACUCCGAAAGAAAUUCGCAAACGAUCUGCUUUCCCUCCAAGGAAGUAUGCUUUAAAGGUGUAAAUCGCGAGGUACUAAGGAACAAAAUAAAGAUUUUUUAAAAAUUCCAAA
Molecule: messenger RNA, 533 nt
Organism: Frieseomelitta varia
Lineage: Eukaryota; Metazoa; Arthropoda; Insecta; Hymenoptera; Apidae
Gene: RpL35
Product: 60S ribosomal protein L35
Exons: 3
Coding region: 114-485 (123 amino acids)
Biological process (GO): translation; maturation of LSU-rRNA from tricistronic rRNA transcript (SSU-rRNA, 5.8S rRNA, LSU-rRNA)
Cellular component (GO): cytosolic large ribosomal subunit; ribosome
Molecular function (GO): mRNA binding; structural constituent of ribosome
Source: RefSeq, a predicted model, not a curated record